Molecule: messenger RNA, 1865 nt
Organism: Chara braunii
Lineage: Eukaryota; Viridiplantae; Streptophyta; Charophyceae; Charales; Characeae
Source: the annotation of a GenBank genome assembly
CCGCGUUCAAGACACGGUGCGGGCAUUUUGAGUGGGUGGUUAUGCCUUUUGGCCUCACCAACGCCCCGGCGACGUUCCAGGCGGCGAUGACCAACGAGUUCCGUGCAAUGUUGGACCGGUUCGUGCUGGUCUACUUAGACGAUAUUCUCGUCUACAGCCGGUCAUUGGAGGAUCAUCUGGGGCACCUUCGACGAGUGUUGGAGACGCUCCGCCGCGCCAAGUACAAGGCCAACCGCGACAAGUGUGAAUUUGCCCGGCAGGAGCUGGAAUACUUGGGCCAUUUUGUCACAUUGGAGGGCAUCAGUCCGCUCUCGGACAAGAUUCAGGCCGUCCAGGAGUGGCCGGAGCCUCGGAACGUCACAGAAGUUCGCUCGUUCCUUGGUCUGACCGGCUACUAUCAGCGCUUCAUCGAAGGCUACUCCAAGAUCGCGGCCCACUUGAACAAGCUUCAGUGCGAGGAUCGUCCGUUUGACUUUGGAGAGGAGGCGCGGGGAUCAUUCCUCGCUCUCAAAGCCGCGCUAUUGUCUGCGGAGGUCUUGCGAAUCUACGACCCGCUCGCACCUACGCGUGUCACUACGGAUGCGUCAGGCUAUGGCAUUGGUGCAGUCCUCGAGCAACAUGAUGGUGUGGACUGGCACCCAGUCGAGUACUUCAUCAAGAAAGUGCCCCUCGUGCAUUCCAUCGACGAUGCACGCAAGAAGGAGUUCCUCGCCUUCGUCCACGCGCUCAAGCGGUGGCGGCACUUCCUCCUUGGUCGAAGCCAAUUUCGCUGGGUAACGGACAACAAUCCGUUGGUCUUCUACAAGACCCAGGACACCGUCAACAGCACCAUCGCUCGAUGGAGGGCUUUCAUCGACCAGUUUGACUUCUUUCCCGAUCACAUUCCCGGGAAGUCGAACCGUUUUGCGGAUGCUCUUUCACGGCGUCCGGAUCAUUGUACCGCGGUCUACUCAACUUUCGAGAUUGAYGACGACCUGCGGAACAGCUUCAUCCGCGGCUACCAAGCCGACCCCGAGUUUCGCGACAAGUACGGGAAUUGCUCCUCGCCUAAUCCGUCUCCUUCUCACUACCGGAUCAAGGAGGGGUACUUGCUUGUCCACACGCGGGGGAAGGACCUUCUUUGCGUACCAAGUGAUCCUCACUUGCGUACACGGCUUCUUGGCGAGUUCCACGAUGCUCCCGCCACUGGACACUUCGGGGUCAAUCGCACGAUUGGCCGACUUCGCCAGCGAUUUUGGUGGCCUGGCCUUCUCAGCGACGUCACGCGCUAUUGCGAGUCUUGCGAGGUUUGCCGACGCUGCAAAUCCCGCAACCAUCGUCCGUACGGCGAGCUACGACCAUUGCCGGUCCCGUUGAGGCGAAGCGAAGCGAUUGCCAUGGACAUUACCGGUCCGUUCCCCAAGCACAAGACCGGAGUGGAUGGGAUUCUCACGGUGGUCGACCGACUCACCAAGUUCGCCAUGUUUUUGCCUUGUCGCUAUCAUGCCAAGGCACCGGAGUUGGCCGAGGUUCUGUACGCCGGUUGGAUUCGCACCAAGGGUUACCCCAAGGAGAUCGUCUGCGACCGCGACACUCGGUUCAUGUCCGAUUUUUGGUUGGCGCUCAUCAAACGAUGGGGCUCAUCUCUCAAGCCCAGUUCAGCUCGCCACCCUCAGACCGAUGGCCAGACGGAGAGGGCGCAUCAGACCGCACAGGUUCUCCUUCGCACUCUCAUCCGCCCCGAUGAGAAAGACUGGGUUGAGCGACUGCCGGAUGUCGAGUUGGCCUACAACUCUUCCAUCCACCCGGCUAUUGGGAUAUCGCCCUCCUAGUUCGAGCACGGCUCGCCGGUCACGUCACCGUUGGACACUAUCACUCCACGCACG